Molecule: messenger RNA, 2462 nt
Organism: Plodia interpunctella (Indianmeal moth)
Lineage: Eukaryota; Metazoa; Arthropoda; Insecta; Lepidoptera; Pyralidae
Gene: R2D2
Exons: 8
Coding region: 240-2321 (693 amino acids)
Biological process (GO): siRNA processing; regulation of regulatory ncRNA processing
Cellular component (GO): RISC complex; nucleus; cytoplasm
Molecular function (GO): siRNA binding; double-stranded RNA binding
Source: RefSeq, a predicted model, not a curated record
UGUACGUCAAAUCAAAAAUUAAUUUUAUUUCACAAUUCACAUGUAUUUCACUCAUUUUUGCUUUGUAAUUUGCAAUAAUGAACUUUGUUUUGUGAUUUUGUCUGCCUGCAAGACUUGCAUAGGGUUUUAAUUAACUUCAUUGUAACUUCAUUGCUUGCGCAGUUUUGCGCGGCACAGGUCCUGCGUCUUGUUUAAUUUUAGUUUCUAAUUAUUUUGCAUUUCCAAAUCGAAUUGUUAAAAUGGAAAUGAAAACUGCAGCCACAGUGCUGCAAGAAAUGAUGGUAAAGUUACACACCAUUCCGGAAUACGAAUUUAUCGCCCAGUCAGGACCACAGCACCAAGCAAUGUUUGAGUACCGUUGCAAGGCACAGGGCAUUGAAGUGACUGCACGUGGCCGCUGCAAGAAAGAUGCCAAACAAGAAGUGGCCAAGCUGAUGUUGAAGAAACUUGCUGCGGCUGGAUACAAAGUACCCCAUCCUUAUGGAUUGGAUAACUAUACACCUAUGGGUGGACAAAGCAUUCCUGGCGGAGGAGACAUCGUGGAGCCGGCCAGUCAGGGUGCUCGCAGCUUUGUGGCCUUGCUCAAAGAGCUGUGUGCAGAGUACAGGCUGCCUGCAGUCGAAUAUGAUUUGGUGAGUGACACGGGCCCGCCGCACCAGCGCCACUUCACAAUGAAGGCGCGCGUGGGGCAGCACUCGCGCGAGGCCACCUCCACCACCAAAAAGGCCGCGAGGCAGAUCGCCGCGGAGAAGCUCUACACCUACCUCCGCGAGAACCUCGCCCGCAUGACCAAGGACUUCGAUGAGGCAGAUGCGUUAGUCCGAGCGCACGAGCGCGUGAUGGACCGCUACCUGGAGACCACAGAGGAGGCCAACCGUCGCCCGGACCUAGGUCAGAAAGUAGCUGAUUACCAUCUCGGCUUGCAAACUCAUCUGGAACCGGAGGUUGUGUCGCGAGGGCGCGGCGCGCUGUCGCUGGCGGAGCACGAGCCGGCCGAGCGCGCGCUGGCCGCCGCCGCCGCCGCGCUCGGGCUCAGCGUCCUCUACUGCGACCUGCCGAGGGAGCAGGUACCACUCUCUCUCUCUCUCUCUCUCUCUCUCGUGUCGCUGGCGGAGCACGAGCCGGCCGAGCGCGCGCUGGCCGCCGCCGCCGCCGCGCUCGGGCUCAGCGUCCUCUACUGCGACCUGCCGAGGGAGCAGGUACCACUCUCUCUCUCUCUCUCUCUCUCUCUCGUGUCGCUGGCGGAGCACGAGCCGGCCGAGCGCGCGCUGGCCGCCGCCGCCGCCGCGCUCGGGCUCAGCGUCCUCUACUGCGACCUGCCGAGGGAGCAGGUACCACUCUCUCUCUCUCUCUCUCUCUCUCUCGUGUCGCUGGCGGAGCACGAGCCGGCCGAGCGCGCGCUGGCCGCCGCCGCCGCCGCGCUCGGGCUCAGCGUCCUCUACUGCGACCUGCCGAGGGAGCAGGUACCACUCUCUCUCUCUCUCUCUCUCUCUCUCGUGUCGCUGGCGGAGCACGAGCCGGCCGAGCGCGCGCUGGCCGCCCCCGCCGCCGCGCUCGGGCUCAGCGUCCUCUACUGCGACCUGCCGAGGGAGCAGGUACCACUCUCUCUCUCUCUCUCUCUCUCUCUCUCGUGUCGCUGGCGGAGCACGAGCCGGCCGAGCGCGCGCUGGCCGCCGCCGCCGCCGCGCUCGGGCUCAGCGUCCUCUACUGCGACCUGCCGAGGGAGCAGGUACCACUCUCUCUCUCUCUCUCUCUCUCUCUCUCGUGUCGCUGGCGGAGCACGAGCCGGCCGAGCGCGCGCUGGCCGCCGCCGCCGCCGCGCUCGGGCUCAGCGUCCUCUACUGCGACCUGCCGAGGGAGCAGGUACCACUCUCUCUCUCUCUCUCUCUCUCUCUCGUGUCGCUGGCGGAGCACGAGCCGGCCGAGCGCGCGCUGGCCGCCGCCGCCGCCGCGCUCGGGCUCAGCGUCCUCUACUGCGACCUGCCGAGGGAGCAGGUACCACUCUCUCUCUCUCUCUCUCUCUCUCUCUCGUGUCGCUGGCGGAGCACGAGCCGGCCGAGCGCGCGCUGGCCGCCGCCGCCGCCGCGCUCGGGCUCAGCGUCCUCUACUGCGACCUGUCGAGGGAGCAGGCGGACCCGCUGGUGCUGGUGUCGCUGGAGCCGAGCGCGCCGGCCGUGGUGCUGGCGGGCGAGACCCGCGCCGCCGCCGCCGCCGCCGCGCUGCGCUAUCUGCGGCUCACGCUAGAGGACCCCAAGUCCAUGUCCCGAGUUUUAAGAAUGCAAGAUUUUAUUCGAGAAGAGGAAGAAAAAGAUUGUUUCUAACUUUCCAGGUAAGCGCGGCCGCACACAUGUGGUUUCCACCAGGAAUCCGAAUUCAGAAACGUACAUGCUCUUCUUUCAUACAAAGUGUUCACACCGCCGCACACGUUCCUUCCUUUUUCCGAACAGAGAAACCUAAUGUUU